AUGCAAGAAUUCCCCUCUCACACCUCUCCCUUCCUUUGGCCACAACCCCUCCACCCGAAGCGACCAGCCAUCAGCGAAUUUUCGCUCACCGAAAGCCACAAUGAUACCCAAACACCCUCUUCCAUAUCACAAAUCCGCGAACAAUGCCCCAGCGGUAGUAAUCUCCAUAACCACCGCACCCACAGCCAUUUAAGUGAUGACAGUCAAGCGCAAACAACCAAUUUUCCCGCCUCCAUCAUCUCGCCCUCCUUCACCCCUCCCACCACACCACACAGUCUCACGAAUGCGUAUCUAUCCACCCAAACGUCUUCGUUGACGACAGAAUUAAGAGGCCGCUUGAUAAAUGCCAACCCUCCUAAGUUACUUUCGCGGCUUCCCAAUGUCGAGUGUGUCGUGCGAGCGCGCAUCCCCACAACGACGGGCGCGGAAAUGUUCCUCCAUCUCUACCACAAUGAUGCGGAUGAUAAGGAGCAUUUGGCUAUUGUGUUUGGUAACUCGAUUCGAAGUCGAAGCUUGGAUCGUGUGAGGCCUGGGGAGACAGAGAUGGAUCGCAUGAUUCGCGGGGCGUAUGUAGGGAGAUUAUGGCCCGGGAGACAGAAUAGUUGGUUCGAUGGGGCUCCUUCUGACGGGAAAAGAGUGGAGGAAACCCAGGGGGGUUCUCACGAGGGCUCUUUGAAUGGUACGAAUGCUGGGAAGACAGUGGGAGAUUGGGUGUUGCAGAGCAAACAAACUGCAGAGUCGAGAGAGCGGAUGCAAUCGCAGCUACCAGGACAAUCCCCUCUCGUGAGAAUACAUUCGGAAUGUUAUACUGGUGAAACGGCAUGGUCAGCAAGGUGCGAUUGUGGAGAACAAUUAGAUGAGGCAGCAAGAUUAAUGUCCGAGGCCGCGGCUUCCCAUGAGCAGCACCCCGGCGGUGUGAUUAUUUACCUACGUCAAGAGGGACGUGGAAUUGGCCUAGGCGAAAAGCUGAAGGCAUACAAUUUGCAAGAUCUGGGGAAUGAUACAGUCGAGGCCAAUCUUAUACUUCGACAUCCCGCAGAUGCUCGCAGUUAUGGUCUGGCAACUGCCAUGCUCGUAGAUCUAGGGCUUGGUGCGAACUCUGCGCAAAAUGGAGGGAUACGGCUGUUGACAAAUAAUCCUGAUAAAGUCAUGGCUGUCGAAGGUCCUAAUCGGGAGGUUAUUGUGAAGGAGAGGGUUCCCAUGAUCCCGCUGGCAUGGCGGACUGGGGGGCGGAAGGGGAUCCGGAGUACAGAGAUUGAGGAAUAUCUAAGGACUAAGAUCGGGAGAAUGGGACAUAUGAUCGAAUAA
Messenger RNA from Paracoccidioides lutzii Pb01, 1308 nucleotides. Its product is annotated as GTP cyclohydrolase-2. The transcript has 2 exons. The record is from RefSeq and is a predicted model, not a curated record. Gene Ontology annotation, biological process: riboflavin biosynthetic process. Gene Ontology annotation, molecular function: GTP cyclohydrolase II activity. Bases 1 to 1308 code for a protein of 435 amino acids.